UGCUGUGGAAGCGGCACCUUCGCACCGGGCCGGGCAGAAGUGUGCCAGCGGGACUCGGGCAGAAGGUGCCGUAUUUUUAAACCCGGAACAGCCGAAGCUUUAUUAAUCCCCUCUGCGACUCAGCUCCCCCAGUGCUUGUGGGCCAGGCCCCCACAGCAAAAUCCGGCAGCGCGUUUGUCAUUACUGGCUCUGACAGCGAACAAAGCGAAACAAUAUGUUAGUGUCACAGCUGACUUCCCAGUUACUGAAGGCUUCACGAAUUGCAGGCCACCUUUUGCCAAGGUCAGCGUCUUCCUUUCUUCGCUGUCAUUCUACAUCUGCACACUAUAGCACACAGCCAUCUGGCAAGAGUGGAGCCCAGCCUCAGCAGUGGUAUGCUCUGGACCCUGAACUGGAAGAGAUGCUGAUCCCCAGAAAACUUUCCAUCAGCCCCUUAGAAAGCUGGCUGACAGUUAGAUACUCCCUUCCUAAAGCAGAAGUCCUUAAUGCUCAGGAAGGAGUGGGCUAUGAACCUCUCCAGCGAUAUGACUGUCCCCCAUCUGAUGAGGGAGCUGAUGUGGAGGAAGGAGAGGGGACACUUAGCAACAAGCUUCAAUGUAAGAACGUUUUGAAGAUUCGCAGAAGGAAAAUGAAUCGGCACAAGUUCAAAAAGCUGCUAAAGCGAAGAAAAUUUGUACGGAGGAGGAUAAAGGAAGGUCGCAAGAAGAAACGUCAGAUAAAAUUUGAGAAAGAUUUGGAGCGCAUCUGGAAAAGAGCUGGUUUGAAAAGUCCUCCUGCGGGAUGGCAAACCCCCAAGAUAUUUCUGAAAAGUUCAAAGCGAUAAAAAUAAUGAGUUUUAACCUGUAAUUGUAAUUAAAAAAUAUUUAAGUACGC
Molecule: messenger RNA, 873 nt
Organism: Pygoscelis adeliae (Adelie penguin)
Lineage: Eukaryota; Metazoa; Chordata; Aves; Sphenisciformes; Spheniscidae
Gene: AURKAIP1
Product: aurora kinase A interacting protein 1
Exons: 4
Coding region: 215-823 (202 amino acids)
Biological process (GO): mRNA processing
Cellular component (GO): mitochondrion
Source: RefSeq, a predicted model, not a curated record